UAUAAUGCAGGGGGACCCCCUUUUUAAGCACAAACCGAAUUUCCCUUCAUUUAGCUCAUCUAUAUCUAUCUAUGUCAUUUUCUUUUUGUACUGAAUCGUUAAGCAGCCGGCAGGAUUUGGGGGGGACAGGCUUUCGCCCUGGAGCGGUGCGCGAUGCUGUCUCACGCCGACCUCCUGGACGCCCGGAUCGGAAUGAAGGACGCGGCUGAGCUGCUGGGGCACCGAGAGGCGGUCAAGUGCCGCCUGGGGGUCGGAGUUUCGGACUCGGUGCACCCGGGGGAUCUGGGCAGCAAUGCCGACCAAGUGGAAGGUGCCACCCUACUGCCCGGGGAGGACAUCACCACCGUGGGUUCCAAUCAGUCCUCACUGGCGGUCAGCUCCAAAGACCCAGACAAACAGCAGCAACAGCCAAACCAGACAGGCCAGCAGCAGGGCCAGCAGCAGAGCCAGCAGAAACAGAAGCGCCACCGGACCCGCUUCACCCCGGCACAACUCAACGAGCUGGAGAGGAGCUUCGCCAAAACCCACUACCCUGAUAUAUUCAUGAGGGAAGAGCUGGCCUUACGGAUCGGCCUCACGGAAUCCCGAGUCCAGGUCUGGUUCCAGAACAGACGCGCUAAGUGGAAGAAGCGCAAGAAGACCACCAAUGUGUUCCGCGCCCCCGGCACCCUCCUGCCCACCCCCGGAUUGCCCCAGUUCCCAUCAGCCGCGGCCGCGGCAGCAGCAGCGAUGGGCGACAGUCUUUGUUCCUUCCAUGCUAACGAUACCCGCUGGGCUACAGCCGGCAUGGGGGUGUCUCAGCUCCCACUCCCCCCCUCCCUGGGCAGGCAGCAGGCCAUGGCGCAGUCUCUGUCUCAGUGCAGCCUAGCAGCCGGCCCCCCUCCCAGCUCCAUGGGUUUGUCCAACAUGGGUUCCAAUGGCGCUGGGCUGCAGUCUCAUCUAUACCAGUCCGCCUUUCCCGGCAUGAUGCCCACCUCAUUGCAGGGUGGAAACAACGGGUCCCCCCAGCUGUGCAGCUCCCCGGACAGCAGUGAUGUUUGGAGGGGGACUAGCAUUGCCUCCCUGCGCCGCAAAGCACUUGAGCACACAGUCUCUAUGAGCUUUACUUAAUAUUUCACCCCCUUCUCCCAUCAUUCCCUUUCUCAUCCUCACCCCUCCAGGCCCCCGAGUCCCCUCUGUCCGGCUCGGUAAUUGGUGGGUAAUGGAAGCCUGUAAGGUUAAGGGGUGCUCUUCACACUAGGGGCUCUAGCCUGAGACCCUCAGUGUUGGGGGCAAAGUCCUGGUAGUUAGAAUGAAAGGCUGAAUUCCUGCGGCCUAUCCACUCUACCUUCCAUCACUCACCCCCGACUCCCCUCAGCUUCCCAACUCCAUCCAUCCCACCCAGGGGGCUUACAAAAGAAAUGCAUUUUCGAAGCACAAUUCUCACUUAUAUAGGUUGCCCCCCAAAUGGAUUUCUUUUGUGCCAAAUGCAAUGAAAUACGCUUCUGCCAUUGAGGACACCCAACCCCUUUUGAUAAACAUUUUAUUUAGGAACAAAAUACAAAUAUUAGGUGUUAUUUCUUUUUCUAGAGGCAAAAAGCACUUCCCCUUCUCUGCCGAUCGCUUGGCAGUUUGCCUUUGUAGUCCCCAAUGCAUUGCAGGCAGAAGCCUCUUGCCCUGCGGGCCCGGCAGGAGAGAGAAGCCCAGGACGUGUAUAUUUCCAAGGCAGGACUUUGUACAGAGACCCAAUCGGCUUUUCUGCAUGUGCUGGUCCAAUACAAGUACAGAGAUCAGAAGCUAUUUCUAAGAAUGAAGACAAUGUGAAAUAGGAUGUUCUGUGUAGAUAAAGCAUUCUUGUUAUAUACUGGUCAGUUUGUGAGUUGUUUUAACUUAUUGUCUGUGCUUAUUUAUUGAUUUUACGUUUUUCUUAAAUGUCCCAGCGAAGAUGAAAGCUAUGAUUUACAAUUUUCUUGACAAGUUUAUAACAAUUUAAUGUAAAUGGAUAAAUAAAAUCAUUUUCAGUAUGUGAU
Molecule: messenger RNA, 2009 nt
Organism: Xenopus tropicalis (tropical clawed frog)
Lineage: Eukaryota; Metazoa; Chordata; Amphibia; Anura; Pipidae
Gene: otp
Product: orthopedia homeobox
Exons: 3
Coding region: 154-1110 (318 amino acids)
Biological process (GO): regulation of transcription by RNA polymerase II; regulation of DNA-templated transcription
Cellular component (GO): nucleus
Molecular function (GO): DNA binding; DNA-binding transcription factor activity, RNA polymerase II-specific
Source: RefSeq, a predicted model, not a curated record